This is a messenger RNA of Lycium barbarum (goji berry), 672 nucleotides long. RefSeq names its product 14 kDa zinc-binding protein. The record is from RefSeq and is a predicted model, not a curated record. NCBI's taxonomy places the organism in Eukaryota, Viridiplantae, Streptophyta, Magnoliopsida, Solanales, Solanaceae. The transcript has 5 exons. Gene Ontology annotation, biological process: sulfur compound metabolic process; purine ribonucleotide metabolic process. Gene Ontology annotation, cellular component: cytoplasm. The coding region runs from base 40 to 492 and encodes 150 amino acids. Gene Ontology annotation, molecular function: adenylylsulfatase activity.
UGGUAUACCCACAAAAAUCUAAAAAAAGAAACUUAGAAUAUGAGUGAAGAAAACCCCAAUAGGAGGCGACUCAAAGUACUUACUUCACACUUUACUGCUAUGGCUUCAGAAAAAGAAGCUGCUCUUCUUGCUGUUCCUUCUGAUUCUCCUACCAUAUUUGACAAGAUCAUUAACAAGGAAAUACCAGCAGACAUUGUAUUCGAGGAUGACAAGGUUUUAGCUUUCAGAGACAUAAAUCCCCAAGCUCCUGUGCACAUUUUGCUUAUUCCCAAGGUCAGGGAUGGCUUAACUGGACUUUCCAAGGCUGAAGAAAAGCACUGUGAGAUUCUUGGUCAACUUCUUUACACUGCCAAGCUUGUUGCCAAACAGGAAGGUCUUCUCGAGAACGGGUUCAGACUUGUGAUCAAUGAUGGGCCUAGUGGAUGCCAAUCUGUUUAUCAUCUUCACCUUCACCUUCUCGGUGGACGACAAAUGAACUGGCCACCCGGCUAAAGGAAGUCGAGACGAUUCCAGAUUUCCUCCAAUCGUCUGUGUAGCAUUUGCUAACAAAACACUAUUAUCUAUGUGUAGCAGUUAAUGAAUCAAACUAGAAGCUUGUGCUAUACCCCUAUGGAGAGAUAUGGGACUCCUGACAGUUAUGCUAUUUAUCAAUAAGAGAGCUUUCUGGUGGUA